AUGGGAACCAACCCUCAGAUCAAGGCGCUGGUGAGUGCUGCUUUUCCUAGAAUAGACUUCGAAGAGAUUACGAAAAACAGAGCGACAAAAGAUAUCAUAGUUCUAGAUGAUUCCCUCCGGCAUGAUGGUAAUGGCAUUGAGUAUAUCUCAGAUUUUAGUGGUGAGAAUACUGAUGAGAUAGGCGUGGAAACCAUUUUUGAUAGGUAUACUGAAGGUUUGCAGAAGCUCGAAGGUCAGGGCCAUAUCAAUUUAACAGCUCUAGCCUACUGGAAAACUUCCUCAUAUAAAGACGGAAAUCAUAUCAAGGAAGCUCUUGAUGACAAUCCCCAGACAUUUUGGCAAAGUGAUGGUUCACAGCCUCACUACAUUGAUAUUUGCUUCAGUAAACGAGUAGAAGUAAUUCAAUUGGCUUUUUUUUUCUCGCUAUUGAUUGACGAGUCCUACACUCCUCAAGUAAUCAAAGUAUAUGCGGGCCAUAGUUUGAGUGAUGCCACUUUAUACAAGACGCUGGAAAUACGAAACGUGAACGGAUGGGUAGCACUGACGUUUGAGGAUAACAGACCAAAUGAUAAACUUCUCAAGUGUCAGUUUUUACGAUUAACAAUCCCAGUCAAUCAUGAGAAUGGAAAAGAUACGCAUUUAAGGGGGGUAAGACUUUACUCACCUUCUAGUAAAACAUAUAUGGAUGACUCAAGAAUUAUGGAAUGCUUCUCAACUAAUAGCAUCAUAUUCGACUGUAGCAUUAGAUGA
Lachancea fermentati is the source of this 750-nucleotide messenger RNA. The record is from the annotation of a GenBank genome assembly. NCBI's taxonomy places the organism in Eukaryota, Fungi, Ascomycota, Saccharomycetes, Saccharomycetales, Saccharomycetaceae.